AUGGCCGCCUCCUCCUCCGCCGCUCACGACCAGCACAACCUCCCCAACCCCUACUCCGCCGCCGCCACCACCGCAGCCCCACCGCCCACCCCUUCAGCACAACCCAAUCACAGCCACAAUCACCACCACCACCUCACCGCUUCCGCCUCCAUGGCAGCCGACACCCUCUCCCGCCUCCUCACCCGCCUCCCACCAUCCCUCUCCCUCCCCGCUCGCCUCCGCCCCUCGCCGCCCUCCUCCGCCGCCGCCCCCGCCGCCGCGCCACCGAUCCCUCCCCCAAUCAUCACUCUCUCCGACUCCAACGCCACCGAACUAGUACUCUCCGCCGCCUCCGAACACGGGUUCUUCCAACUCGCCGGCCACGGAAUCGCCCCACGACUCGCCGAUUCCGCCGAGUCGGAAUCGCUCGCGUUGUUCGAACUCCCCGACGACAGAAAAGAAAUGCAGUUCCCGAGGAACUGGCCUCUGGGAUUCGAGCCCGAGGAAGAGGACCGAAACGGGGAGUCGUUUUGGCUGGACGACUCGGCGACGACCGAGUUGACGUCGCUGUCGUCCUUGCGGGAGCUGACUCACGCGCUGGAGAAAGUCGGGUUGGAGGUGGUCGAAAUGCUGGCGCGUGGGGUCGGGUUCGAGAAUCCGUUUAAAGGCUCCGUGAUGGUGUUGAGCGAGAGCGAGACAACGAGCGGCGGGGAAACGCCUUCGGGCGGCGGGUUCUACCCGUACGUGGUCGGGUUGCAGUACCAAAUACGGAGGCAGAAGAAGUAUCUGCUGCCGGGUUCCGGGUCAGAUUGGGUCACCGUCUUGCCCGAGGUGGAGUCGGUUUUGGUUACCGUCGGUGACAUUGGACAGGUGUGGAGCAAUGGGAAGUUAAAGAAAGUGAGGGGGAGGGCAGUGCCGUGUUUGGAAGAAUUAGGAAAUGACAAGAAAAGAAGUAAUUUGGGAUCAAAGAGGAACAUAUCCAUGACAUUGCUGCUGACUCUUCCAUUAGAAAGCACAAUCGCACCACUAGUUUCUGAGAAGGAAGAAGAAGACGAUGAGAAAAGAUCAGGUGGAUCAAUGAAGUUUAGAUCAAUUGAGAUGGAGGAUUAUGCAUGGAGAGUUUACCAUGAACCAUUUCUCUUCAAGGAUCCACUCGACAGAUACCGCUUCUAG
Molecule: messenger RNA, 1152 nt
Organism: Linum tenue
Lineage: Eukaryota; Viridiplantae; Streptophyta; Magnoliopsida; Malpighiales; Linaceae
Source: the annotation of a GenBank genome assembly